Messenger RNA from Rotaria sp. Silwood2, 471 nucleotides. The record is from the annotation of a GenBank genome assembly. Lineage: Eukaryota; Metazoa; Rotifera; Eurotatoria; Philodinida; Philodinidae.
AUGGCUGCAGCAGUAGUUUCAUCAUUAUCGUCAGAUGCAGGAAAGAAAAUUGUCUGGUUCUGGCAAUCUAACUCAAAUCCAUGGAAUAGAGAAGAAAAAAAGGAGUGGAAACGCUAUUCUGAUUUUGAAAACGACUUUAUUGAAAAUGCUUAUCAACGACAAGACUCGGAAGAAGUUCAACUCAAUGAUUAUGUUGUUAAUUUUAAAUACAAGAUACAAUAUAAUCAACAAGAUAGAAAUAAGCAGAGAUCAAUAAAACGUGAAGAAAUAGAUGUUAAGAAUUAUGUAAGGGAAGAUCGAUUUAAUUAUCCGGAAAGAGCAAUAGAAUCAUUCGUACCUUACGAAAAGUUCGCAUAUGUGACAAGUCUUGCUGGUAUGUGGCAGUUUAUGAAUCGUAGUAUAACUGUACGGAAUCACGAAAACUUUUUACAGAUCGCUGAAUUAGCAGCACAAGGUAGGCUUGACACCUGA